Molecule: messenger RNA, 1694 nt
Organism: Myiozetetes cayanensis
Lineage: Eukaryota; Metazoa; Chordata; Aves; Passeriformes; Tyrannidae
Gene: B3GAT2
Product: beta-1,3-glucuronyltransferase 2
Exons: 4
Coding region: 35-955 (306 amino acids)
Biological process (GO): chondroitin sulfate proteoglycan biosynthetic process; carbohydrate metabolic process
Cellular component (GO): Golgi membrane
Molecular function (GO): galactosylgalactosylxylosylprotein 3-beta-glucuronosyltransferase activity
Source: RefSeq, a predicted model, not a curated record
AGCGGAGGCGCGGCCGGAGGGCGCCGGGGGCAGCAUGAAGUCCCUGCUCUUCAGCCGCUUCCUCCUGCUGCUGCCCUGGGUGCUCAUCGUCAUCAUCGUGCUGGACAUCGAUAGUAGCCGGGCGCCGCUGCCCGCGCUGUACCCCCGCGGCGGGGGCGAGGGCGGUAGCGGCGGGGCGCGGCCUCCCGCCCCGCGGCGGCGGCCCGAGGCGGCGCUGCCCACCAUCUAUGCCAUCACGCCCACCUACAGCCGCCCGGUGCAGAAGGCCGAGCUCACCCGCCUGGCCAACACCUUCCGGCAGGUGUCGCGGCUCCACUGGAUCCUGGUGGAGGACGCGGCGGCGCGCAGCGAGCUGGUGACCCGGUUCGUGGCGGGCGCGGGGCUGCCCUGCACGCACCUGCACGUCCCCACCCCGCGCCGCUACAAGCGCCCCGGGCUGCCCCGCGCCACCGAGCAGCGCAACGCCGGCCUGGCCUGGCUGCGGCAGCGCCACCAGCACCUGCCGCCCCCGCAGCCCGGCGUGCUCUUCUUCGCCGACGACGACAACACCUACAGCCUGGAGCUGUUCCAGGAGAUGCGCACAACGCGCAAGGUGUCCGUGUGGCCCGUGGGGCUGGUCGGGGGACGGCGGUACGAGCGCCCGGUCGUGGAGAACGGCAAAGUUGUUGGCUGGUACACGGGCUGGAGAGCUGACAGGCCCUUUGCUAUUGACAUGGCAGGAUUUGCUGUGAGUCUUCAAGUGAUCCUGUCGCAUCCCAAAGCCGUAUUCAAGCGUCGUGGUUCUCAACCAGGAAUGCAAGAAUCUGAUUUUCUGAAACAGAUAACAACAGUGGAGGAACUGGAGCCAAAAGCAAACAACUGCACAAAGGUUCUGGUAUGGCACACGCGAACAGAGAAGGUGAAUCUAGCUAACGAGCCAAAGUACCACCUGGAUACAGUCAAUAUUGAGGUAUGAUGUGGGGAGACAGUCACACAGCAAGUGCAGGACAACGGACACGUCAGCACGUGUUUGAAUUCAGCCAGUUAAAAUCAUCUGGUUCUGUGUGAGACCUGAUGGACUUCUGUGGAAAAAAAAGGAAGCUGUCAGAGACUCUAGUAAGCAAAUCAUGUGGGUGUGCUUGUUCUAACUUGUCUGCAUGCAUUUCUGAACUCUCAGCUUAAUAAACUGACACUUACCUUUGUUUUAACGCUGUUUCCACAUAGAGAAACGUGGUGUAAUGGAAUUUUUUCAAAAUCAUUAUUUAUGUAUAUACUUUUUGUAUUUAUCCAGCUUAAUGGUGUAAUUAUAAACUGAUUUUAACUCACAAACUGUUGAUCUAAAUAUCUGCAUAAAUGGAUCCUCUAAACCGAACAUGUUUUACUUCAUUAGAAGUAGCGGUCAAAUAGGUCAUACAAUAACAAAAUAAAAACCCAAAAUCAUUUACGGAUUUAUCCUUUUAAUAUAGGGAAAUAACAUUUUAUCAUUACGAGGCACCAUAAAAUGUAAACACAAUCACUGUCAUAAACCUGGAUCUCUGCAAGGAAAAAUAUAUCCAUUCAUUUGGAGUUACCCUGUAUGCAUAUUGUGCCGCCAGUUCUCAGCAUUAAUACUGUGCGUGUGCCUCGUGAGCCAGAUCAGAGACUUUAUCACAGGAAACUCAAAUGCAUCAAAUGCUCGUUUUUAAAAGAAUAAACUAUUGAUUUGUAGAACUACA